AAAAUAGGGAUAAAUUAGAUAUUUUUACUGUGGUGUGAACGUGCGCUACGUGUCUGUGUGUUUACAUGGAGGCUGCUGGACCCCCUCCACCUGGAUAAUUACUUAUUUUGACGCUGUGAGAGCCUCACAGCUGCUGUGUUGGAGAUGGACAUAUUGCUGCCGGUAUUUCAGUUACUGUAUUUUGUGGCACACUUCCUGGCCAGUCUUGCCCUCUCCGUCAUAGACACGUUCCACGACCUUCACCAUCUGCUGCUCCGCUUGUACUCUUUCUUCGUGCCUACUGCAAUCCCCGCUUGUCGUCUGCAGGCCGAUGCUGCUCAGCUGAAAAAGGUUCCGCAGCACUUGGGGUUGGUGUGCGUUGGCCAGCAGGCUCAACACAUAGCUCAGUUGUCUACCGUCAUCUCCUGGGCUGUUGGAUACGGCAUUCGCUUCAUUUCUCUCUACGAUGCUCAUGGGACACUGAAACACAACCGGCCAGUGAUUUUGAAGGCUCUCCAGAAGAAUUCUUCUGAUGCUGUGUAUAAUGUUUUGUCGUACGACCACAGUUGCAGUCCCGAGCGAGAUGUGAUAGCAGGAAUGAGCAUCAAAACAGACAGCGACUCGCCACCCCAGAACAUAACUGUCAAUCUCUUAAGUCUAGAAGAUGGUAGAGGUAACCUGGCAAGUGCUGCCAAGAUUUUAUCCACUACAGGUUGCAAGAUCACAAUGUCAUUAAUCGAGUCGCACCUGGUAACACGGGGGCAACCCGACCCAGAUGUCGUGAUCACUAUAGGAGAUCCAUUUGCUUCUUUAGCAUUCCUUCCAUGGCAAAUUAGACUGAGCGAAUUUUUUGUCGCACCCUCCUUAAGUCGAUUUGAAUAUAGUGACUUCCAAACUAUCCUUAAGAAAUACUCCAGAUGUGAACAAAGAUUUGGAAAGUAGAAAUUCUGUUGAAUUGUGUUUUAUGCGUAUUGUACUUAAGAAAAUAACUCAGGACAUCUUGGAGAUGUUGCCACAGUUCUGUAUCUGCGACCUUCCAUGCCAGUAGACUAAUUGUUGAUGUUUGUAUGUAGUAUUUAUGUCGGGCAACGACUAGCAGUGGACUUAGUCGAUCUCAAUAGUCGCAGGUGCGCUCUGACAAAAUGGGGCCUCGGGAUAUCUUCCUGGGUGUGUAUUAGCAUUCCAUCCUGUACAAGUUCUCCUCAACUUACGAUGGGGUUACGUUCUGACGAACCCAUUUUAAGUCUCAAAAUAUCGUAGGUUGAAUAUGAAUGUGAUAUGCCAGAUAAAUAAGUAAAUAAAUAACUACUGUCACUAAGUAAAUAAAUAAUUACUAUAAUUAAAUACCAGUAUUGAAAAAUAUAUGAAUACAAGUUAUGAAUUUGCCGCCUUGAUGCUGUGUAAUUAUUUUUAAUUUCAUCUCCAAAGUAAUUGAUUUUUGCACCGUCGAAAGUUGAACCAUUGUAAGUCAAGGAGCAUGUGUACAUGUAGAUUACUGGUAUUUGGUUGUACCCAAUGGCUGUACUGACUAACAGGCCAUGUAAAAAUAAUUUGUGUGGUUCUCGUAGCCGAGAAAACAAGUGGUUACUGUUUGCACUGGACUUGCAGUUUUGUUUCAUACUUUCCAGUAGUUAGAGAACUCGGUUCCUUUACCAUUUUAUGCAAGAAUUGCGAUGCAAAACAACCACAGGGGGAGUUGAUAGCUAUAGGCCUUUUGUGUUUUAAUCAACACAUCUGGAGCUUGCAAUGUUUCAGAAAUGAGUAAUAAAUCAAGCACAUUCGUUCAACGGGACCUCUUACUCAUUUGUGCAACACUGCAAGCUCCUGAUGUGUUGAUUGCAACACAAAAAGGCUAAGGCUAUCAUUCAGCUCCGCCCGUGGUUGGUUUGCAUCCUUUACCAUGGGUGCUCCUAACAUUUAUUUUAGCAAACUAUCGUGCAGUCGUCCUAGAAUCCGAGUCUUCCCACCGACACGAUACAGCGCUAGCAACCUUGUGGGUUAAGAGAACAUCCAGAGCAACAAGGUUACGAUAACCACACUCUAUUUUUGCCUCAUGCCUGAGAGGUCAAUUUCUCGGUGGGUUUACCAUGUUGUAAACCACCCAAGAUAAAAAAAAAGUAUCGUGUGAUAGUCUUUCAGAUGUGUAUGAUAGUCCAGAUAAAUGUGUAUUGUGGAUAGUCUUACAGAUGUGUAUGUUAGUCUCACAGAAGUGUAUGAUAAGGGUGAGGAAGAGCGGUACAGUAUUUUUGUACGUGUGAUAACUCUUGAUUUACUCGUGGAUAUAAUGUCGAUUCAUUUAGUGGAUAGAACAUUGAUCCACUUACCAGGUACGAUCCACUUAUUGUGUAUCAUGAACUUCUAAGUUCCAUCUUGUUGAGCCACAUUGGUUGGUAUCGAGUAUAAUAGCACUGGGAAUACAGGUAGUAUUGCAGGUUUCUGCUCUCUGCACUUUUUUUUAGGUAAAAAGCUGUACAAACUUCUGUUUUGUUUCAUGUAAUGUGAUCAAGAACAAAUGUUACAUUUUUUAACGCUUUUGUUGAAUACACCUGACAUACCAUGUUAUUGAUUAGAAUAUAAUAACUCUCUUGUAAAGCUCUAUAUACCAUAGUUGCCAGCAGCAACAUAUACCUUUAUACCUUUGAGGAGUUUCAAGAGUUUCUCUACUCUCUGAGCCCGGCCGUGGGCCAGGCUCGUCUGGUGCUUGCCUGGUCAACCAGGCAAGGUGCUAGUAACCCCUUCUCCUGUGCAAGUUGAUAAAUGUUAAAAGAAAAACUUGCGUUUUUUGUUUUAGGUCACCCUGCCUUGAUGGGAGACGGCCAGUGCAUUGAAAAACAAAAUUACCGUAGUGUGAUUUUUUUUGCUGAUGCAAUUGAAAAAGUUCAUCCGUAAUUGAACAGUAUGCACUAUGAACGCCUUUCUACGUUAGGGCCCCACAUACACAGCAAGUUAAGUUCCGUGCUACUGCUGUACGUGCUAUUCAAUUUUGCAAGUACUAUUUUUCAAUCGCCUUUGCAAAAAAUUGCACUACAUUGAAGAGGUUUAUAAAUGAGCUUACUGUAUUAGUUAACCCGUAAACGGUCCAAACGUAUAUAUACGUUUUUUCAACAUUUGAAAGUAUGUAAAAAAAAGUAGAUCUUCUUUUUGUUUUUUUACAUUUGAAAAUGUGUAAAAAAAACUUUGAUCUACUUUUUUUUUUUUUGUUAUAUUUGAAAAUAUGUAAAAAAAAACAUAGAUCUACUUUUGUAGCGCUACACAUGUGAACGUAGAUCUGCUUGCACCGUUUACAGGUUAAAUACACAAAUAACACGCACAUAGAAGAAAACUUAUGACAGCAUUUCAGUCCAACUUGGUAUCAAGCCAGACCGAAAUGCCGUAAGUUUGUCACCUAUGUGCGUGUUAUUUGUGUAUUAUUCCAGUUACCAUCUUGCUUUUUUAUUCUUUUCAUAUUAAGUAUUUAGAAAAUGAGUUCACUAUGUAUUUCCAUAAAGUCUGCAAAUUAGUCCUACAGCGAGGAUAAUAUACAAGGGUUUAGAGGUCCAAGUAUGUCAACUUUAUGUGUUGACGACGGAGGAAAGUGAUAUUUGGUUUACAAACCUCUUGAGGGUCCUGAAAUUAUUAUGUAAUAGGGUAGAGUUGUACAGUGGACCCCCGGUUAACGAUAUUUUUUCACUCCAGAAGUAUGUUCAGGUGCCAGUACUGACCGAAUUUGUUCCCAUAAGGAAUAUUGUGAAGUAGAUUAGUCCAUUUCAGACCCCCAAACAUACACGUACAAACGCACUUACUUAAAUACACUUACAUAAUUGGUCGCAUUCGGAGGUAAUCGUUAUGCGGGGGUCCACUGUAUUUUCAUUUCUGUAUCGACCGUUUCCCUGCAAGGUCACCUGACGCAAAGAAAACACAUUCACCAGGUGUAACAUCCUCACUUAUUGUUCAGAGUACAUUUGUGGAGGCCUGGUCAACGGCUGGGCCACGGGGGCGUUGACCCCCGAAACCCUCUCCAGGUAUACUCCAGGUAUGUAUAGGGCCAGAUUAAGGCAUGGGCUUUAGGGGCUGCAGCUCAGGGUCCUCCACCAGCUGGAGAGCCUCCAGAGAUUAAGUGAAAAGUGUUGACAGUUACUGUCGUAAGUUUAUAAUUAUUGUAAGUUAUGACAUCACUUAUAUGAUGAAAUCUUGA
Molecule: messenger RNA, 4153 nt
Organism: Cherax quadricarinatus
Lineage: Eukaryota; Metazoa; Arthropoda; Malacostraca; Decapoda; Parastacidae
Gene: Tango14
Product: transport and golgi organization 14
Cellular component (GO): endoplasmic reticulum membrane; dehydrodolichyl diphosphate synthase complex
Molecular function (GO): ditrans,polycis-polyprenyl diphosphate synthase [(2E,6E)-farnesyl diphosphate specific] activity
Source: RefSeq, a predicted model, not a curated record